AUGCGUUCUCGCUGGUGCGCUCUCUCUGUUGCCGUCCCUACUGUUGCUCUUUCCCUGCUUCUUGCGACUGUGCCGGCCGACGCGUCUCUUGUCGUCAACCAGGCGCUACCAGUAGACAGGCUGCUGGCGAAACGGGAUGACCACCAUCAUCAUAUGGGUGCUCCUCUCGCCGAACUCAACGAGACAGAAGUGACGCUCCAUCAUGCCCCCAUACCACCAUCAUGGUAUACGCUAGACUUUGAAAACGACCCUCCCACAGACCACCAAUACCCUGGGCUCAUGUUCAUGCAUGUGGUGAUAAUGUGUCUUGCAUUCUUCGUCGCGCUUCCCGCAGGCAUCAUCAUGCGGUCUGUCAAGCAUUCAUGGCAUGGCGCUAUUAUGGUCAUCUUCUAUGGGCUAUCUGCUCUAGGAUGCGCCUCAGUCGCGUUGUACAAAAAGCUCACUCCCAACAUGUACGAAGGUUCCGCACACGGAAGGCAGAGCUAUCUAAUACUGGUUGUCACGCUCAUGUUAACGUGCAUCGACCUACUCAAUGUUUUCCGUCGGAUUGUCUCGUUCUUUCGGGGCGGUAACAAAUUUGUGUUGCGAAGCUUCUGGAACGCCGCCAUUUUAGGAAAAGAUGACUCGCUGUUACAUAGUUUGCCGGGCCCAGAGUAUGCGGGUUUAGGCACGGAGGAGCCCGAGCAGUAUGAGCUGGACGACCCCAAGGCUUCUAGUCCGGUGUCUGAUAGGCACGUUCACUACGGCGACGAGGUCAUCCACGGAGAUACAGCGGAAUGGGCCAACAAUGUAAACCGUCAUCACAGGGAAUUUUCUCAUCCGGCCGCCUCAGAUCGUACGCUCUUUGGGGCGCGUUCUUCUCAUUCAGACGACUUCCCCGAUAUGGAUUUCAAAUCGCCCAAAACCAAGGUCACUUUGCUCAGGCGGAUAGGCCAGGGUGUGUUUGCGACGGUCGAGAGAUCAAUCGUGAUUGCCGCGUACGGUGAAGCGGUUCUCGGUGUCGUGAUCUACACUGGUGGCUGCAGAGGAAAUUACACAAAUGGAUGUCUAGCUCAUCUCAUCAAGGGUGGCAUUUUCUGGUGCUAUGGCCUGCUCACCUUUGCACGUUUCUUGGGCUCCUACGCCGACCUCGGCUGGGCUUGGAACAGAGCGCCAAACAAGGAGUACGUCAGCGCGGAAUUUGUGGAAUCGCUGGUUAUAUUUCUUUACGGGAUUACGAACACCUGGAUGGAGCGCUUUGGCGCCAAAACUGGAGACCCGUUUACUACGAAACAGAUUCAGCAUAUUGGCAUCGCUGUAAUGUUCUGGUUUGCUGGUCUCGUGGGUAUGGCCCUUGAAUCAAAGAGAAUCAGGAAGUGGAUGGCCUCUUCGACUAUCGCAGCCUUGCCCUCUAAUGGUUCUAAAGAGGCUGUUGCUGAACCUCCUAGCUAUAUCGCGAGUUUUAACCCUUUCCCCGCCUUGGUUAUCGGAGUGACGGGAGCUGCAAUGUCAGCUCACGCACAGACAUAUGUAUUCCAAGUGCAGAUACAUAUGCUCUGGGGCUACCUUUUGGCUGCUUUCUCAGUUCUCAGAUGCUUGACCUACUUCUUCGUUUGGCUUGGUCCCCCUCGUUCCAUCCUUCCCUCUCGACCACCCACAGAGGCUUUGGGCAGCUUCUUCCUCGCUUGCGGAGGACUCUCUUUCCAGUUCUCGACGGAAGAAUUGACUAUCGCAGCUAUGCGAAGAGGCCGUGAUGAUGUUAUGAUGUUCAUGAAUGUUGCUGUUGCAAUGACCUGUCUGGCCUUCACCUGGACGAUCUGUGUUGUUGGUUUCAAGGGUUACUUGAAAUCACGACUGAACCCCCAAGUGUCGUAUCAUAGUUCUGCAUGA
Desarmillaria tabescens is the source of this 1869-nucleotide messenger RNA. Its product is annotated as cytoplasmic protein. The record is from RefSeq and is a predicted model, not a curated record. Lineage: Eukaryota; Fungi; Basidiomycota; Agaricomycetes; Agaricales; Physalacriaceae. The transcript has 9 exons. The coding region runs from base 1 to 1869 and encodes 622 amino acids.